CUCUCCCGGCUGGCUGGGCCGGUUUAGCCUCUGCCCGCAGGCCUGGAGGCCCUGGCUCCCAGGGGCUGAGUGCAGGACAGUCUUGAGCGCCAACCUUGGGCGCGAAGGGGGACACAUGGGUCCGCCCUAGGCCCUGGCUGCUGGGCGGGGCUGCACCUGCCGCAGCCGCCAGGGCGGUCGCCGCUGCGCACCUGGCCCAGGUGAGCCGCCCCGCCCCCGCGGUCACGCGAGCCCCAGGUCUUGGCAGCAGCCUCUGACCCAUCCUGGCACCCUGACUGACCAGCCACGAGGACAGAGAGUGAGUCCUGCCCAGCCCCUGGGGGACCAGUCUGCUCGGCCAAGGAGCCCCAUGGAGCCGGGGCUGGCACCAGUGCCCAGCCUGCCCCAAGGAGGCCCCGGGCAGACCAUGGCAGGUGCCUGCAACACGGCCCCUGACUUCCUCUCCCCAUCUGGAAACCAGGUCCUGCGGCCUGCCCUGGGCAGUGUGGUCACUCUGAACUGCACGGCCUGGGUGGUCUCUGGGCCCCACUGUCCCCUGCCCUCAGUCCAGUGGCUGAAAGACGGGCUGCCGCUGGGCAAUGAAAGCCACUCCAACCUCCACGAGGACUCCUGGGUCAAGUCCAACUUGUCAGAGGUGCUUGUGUCCAGUGUCCUGGGGAUCAACCUGACCAGUGCCGACGACUAUGGGGCCUUCACCUGCUCCAUCCAGAACGUCAGCUCCUCCUCCUUCAUUCUUCAGCGAGCUGGCUUGGCAGGCCACGUGGCCGCCGUGCUGGCCUCUCUCCUGGUCCUGCUGGCCCUGCUCCUGGCAGCGCUGCUGUACGUCAAGUGUCGGCUCAACGUGCUGCUCUGGUACCAGGACACGUACGGGGAGGUGGAGAUGAACGACGGGAAGCUCUACGACGCCUACGUCUCCUACAGCGACAGCCCCGAGGACCGGAAGUUCGUGAACUUCAUCUUGAAGCCGCAGCUGGAGCGGCGUCGGGGCUACAAGCUCUUCCUGGACGACCGCGACCUCCUGCCGCAUGCGGAGCCCUCGGCCGACCUGCUGGUGAACCUGAGCCGCUGCCGCCGCCUGGUCGUCGUGCUGUCGGACGCCUUCCUGCGCCGCGCCUGGUGCAGCCACAGCUUCCGGGAGGGCCUGUGCCGGCUGCUGGAGCUCACGCGCCGACCCAUCUUCAUCACCUUCGAGGGCCCGCGGCGCGACCCCGCGCACCCCGCGCUGCGCCUGCUGCGCCAGCACCGCCGCCUGGUGACGCUGCUGCUCUGGAGGCCCGGCUCCGUGACGCCGUCCUCCGAUUUUUGGAAAGAGCUGCAACUGGCGCUGCCACGGAAGGUGCAGUACAGAACGACGGAGGGAGAUCCCCAGACCCGGCUGCAGGAUGACAAGGACCCCAUGCUGAUCGUGCGAGGCCGCGUCCCUGAGGGUCGGACCCUGGACCCGGAGCUGGACCCUGACCCCGACGGGGACCUGGGUGUCCGAGGGCCUGUCUUUGGGGAGCCAUUGGCUCCACCGCAGGCAAGUGGGGUCUCGCUUGGAGAGAGCCGGGCCAGUGAGGUGGACGUCUCGGACCUCGGCUCCCGCAACUACAACGCCCGCACGGACUUCUACUGCCUGGUGUCCGAGGACGACGUGUAGCCCUGCCUGCUGGAACCGCAGGAUUGUCAGGGACAGCUGGGGGCGGGGGCAGGGGGACUUUUCUCCCCUCGGCAGCAUCAGGACCCUGCCUGCCUGCAGUCCUGGGACCCUCAGGGAAGGAGGUGGCCCCAGCACCCCUCCUUGUGCCAGAAAUAAAGUCCUUUUGGAUCCUG
Molecule: messenger RNA, 1812 nt
Organism: Diceros bicornis minor
Lineage: Eukaryota; Metazoa; Chordata; Mammalia; Perissodactyla; Rhinocerotidae
Gene: SIGIRR
Product: single Ig and TIR domain containing
Exons: 10
Coding region: 350-1639 (429 amino acids)
Biological process (GO): signal transduction
Source: RefSeq, a predicted model, not a curated record